AUGGCCGAAACGCGAGACGUUACCAACCACGUCCUGUUCGAGGUCGCCACAGAGGUCGCCAAUCGAGUUGGCGGUAUCUACUCGGUCCUCAAGUCCAAGGCCCAGGUCACGACAGCAGAAUAUGGCGCCGCCUACACGCUCCUCGGCCCUCUCAAUCGCGCUUCGGCCGCAGUCGAGGUUGAAGAAUUGGAGCCCAAGGACCCGGCUCUAGCCCAAACUAUAAAGAACAUGAACGACCGCGGCGUUCAAACACUCUAUGGUCGCUGGCUGAUUGAUGGCGCCCCGCGAGUCCUGCUCUUCGACACCGGCACUGCUUACCAGUUCCUUGACGAGUGGAAGGGCGACCUCUGGUCCGUUGCCGGCAUCCCGUCGCCACCGGGCGACCACGAGACGAACGAGGCCAUCGUCUUCGGCUACCUGAUUGCAUGGUUCCUGGGAGAGUAUGUCUUCCACGAAAAGAAGCGCGCCGUCGUUGCCCAAUUCCACGAGUGGCUCGCCGGAGUGGCGCUUCCUCUCUGCAAGAAGAGGCGCAUCGAUGUCACUACCAUUUUCACCACGCACGCGACCCUCCUCGGCCGGUAUCUGUGCGCCGGAUCGGUCGAUUUCUACAACAACCUGCAAUACUUUGAUGUGGAUGCGGAAGCAGGCAAGCGCGGCAUCUACCACAGAUACUGCAUUGAGAGGGGUGCGGCACAUUCGGCCGACGUCUUUACCACCGUUUCGCACAUCACUGCUUACGAGAGCGAGCAUCUCCUGAAGCGCAAGCCGGACGGAGUGCUGCCCAACGGGCUCAACGUCAAAAAGUUCUCGGCCACGCACGAGUUCCAGAACUUGCACCAGCAGGCGAAAAUAAAGAUCAAUGACUUCGUCCGCGGCCACUUCUACGGGCACAACGACUUCGAUCCGGAGAAUACUCUUUACUUCUUCACUGCUGGUCGCUACGAGUACCGGAAUAAGGGUGUGGACAUGUUCAUCGAGUCACUGGCCCGCCUGAAUCACCGCAUGAAGAGCGCCAAUUCGACCAUGACUGUCGUGGCCUUCAUCAUCAUGCCUGCCCAGACGCAGUCAUUGACGGUAGAGGCUCUCAAGGGUCAGGCCGUCAUCAAGUCUCUGCACGACACGAUUGACGUGAUCUCUAAGAACGUUGGAAAGAAGCUGUUCGAGAGAUCGCUCGCUUGGCACGAAGGCAUGGAGCUUCCCGAGGACAAGGAGCUCAUCACGCCGGCAGAUAAGAUCAUGCUUCGCCGGCGGUUGUUUGCUAUGAAGCGUCACACUCUGCCGCCGAUUGUCACACACAACAUGGUCAAUGACCACGAUGAUCCAAUUCUCAACCAGAUUCGCCGGUGUCAACUCUUCAACCACCCGACAGAUAGGGUAAAGAUCGUAUUCCAUCCCGAAUUCCUGAACUCCGCAAAUCCCGUGCUGCCCAUGGAUUACGAUGAUUUCGUGCGCGAGUGCACGGUCAUGGGAGUCCCGAGUAUCACGACGAACUUGUCUGGAUUCGGUUGUUAUAUGGAGGAGCUGAUCGAGAAUGCCCAAGACUACGGCAUCUACAUCGUUGACAGGCGGAUGAAGGGCGUCGAUGACUCAGUCAACCAGCUCUCAGACUACAUGUUUGAGUUCACCAAGAAGAGCAAACGUCAGCGUAUCAACCAGCGCAACAGGACGGAGAGACUCAGCGAUUUGCUUGACUGGAAGAGGAUGGGCAUGGAGUACGUCAAGGCCCGCCAACUGGCUUUGCGCAGAGCCUACCCCGACGCCUUCGAUGGUGGUGACGAGCCGGACUUCUUCGGCAACGCUGAAGUCAAGAUUUCGCGCCCGCUCUCGGAGCCCGGGUCCCCCAGAGAUCGAUCGGGUAUGAUGACACCUGGCGAUUUUGCUUCGCUGCAGGAGGGCCGCGAAGGGUUGAGCACGGAGGAUUAUAUUGCCUGGAGACUACCUGAGGAGGAAGAGCCGGAAGAUUACCCAUUCCCGCUGACAUUGAAGACGAAGAAGUCAUCGGACUCUCCCGCGCUCAAUGGCUCGUAG
Lasiodiplodia theobromae is the source of this 2028-nucleotide messenger RNA. RefSeq names its product Glycogen synthase. The coding region runs from base 1 to 2028 and encodes 675 amino acids. Gene Ontology annotation, cellular component: cytoplasm. NCBI's taxonomy places the organism in Eukaryota, Fungi, Ascomycota, Dothideomycetes, Botryosphaeriales, Botryosphaeriaceae. Gene Ontology annotation, molecular function: alpha-1,4-glucan glucosyltransferase (UDP-glucose donor) activity. The transcript has 6 exons. The record is from RefSeq and is a predicted model, not a curated record. Gene Ontology annotation, biological process: glycogen biosynthetic process.